This is a messenger RNA of Penicillium waksmanii, 1428 nucleotides long. RefSeq lists its product as uncharacterized. Gene Ontology annotation, biological process: transmembrane transport. The transcript is spliced from 3 exons. The record is from RefSeq and is a predicted model, not a curated record. NCBI's taxonomy places the organism in Eukaryota, Fungi, Ascomycota, Eurotiomycetes, Eurotiales, Aspergillaceae. The coding region runs from base 1 to 1428 and encodes 475 amino acids. Gene Ontology annotation, molecular function: transmembrane transporter activity.
AUGAAGAUCAGCCAGCCAGAGGACUCGUUUCGCCUCGAAAAUGCAUCUACCAAACCUCCAAUUAAUGGUUCAUCCGGGGAUGAAGAGUGGCUUUCACAGUCAUCGCAGGAUCCACGAAACUGGCCCAGGUGGAAAAAGGAUGCCCAGAUCCUUAUGGUUGCUUUCCAUUCUAUGAUGGGUACAUUCAUGGCUGCUGGAAUUAUUCCGGCAUAUGACGCAUUUGCUGAAGAGUACGGCGUCACUGUGCAAGCAGCAAGCUAUCUGACUUCGUUCCAGAUCCUCCUUCUCGGCCUUUCUCCUUUGAUUUGGAAUCCAAUAACCGCCGUAUACGGUCGAUAUAAUGUCAUUCUUUUGUCCGUUCUGGGCAGUAUGGCAUGCAAUAUCGGUGGUGCUCGAUGCACAUCGUAUGGUACUCAGAUGGCGACUCGCGUCCUAACAGCAUUCCUCAUAUCGCCCCCGAUCGGCAACGGAAGUGGUGUGAUUACACAGUUAUGUGAGCCCGAAAAGCGAGCCCAGAAGCUCGGGUGGUGGACUCUCAUGACUACAAUUGGAACACCGGCAGGCCCUUUCUUUAUGGGUUUUGUUGUCAAACAUAUUGGAGUACAAUGGAUCUUCUGGAUAUUUGCCAUAAUAAACUUAUGCCAGUUUCUGCUGUAUCUGGCGAUUGGCGACGAGACAGUUUAUAACCCCGACAACGAGCGAGAGAAGGUUGGGGCUUUGGGCAAGAUGUUACCGCGACAGAUCACUUCACGUUCUUUAAGUCUUCGAGACUUUGUCGCCCCAUUCGAAUUGGUCAAAUACCCAAGAGUCUUGAUUGCCGCCUGUGCCCAUGCAGUUACUUUCUGCUAUGGAAACAUUGCGUUGAUUGUUGAGAUGCCCAUAGUAUUUGGCGAGAAAUUCAACUUUGAUGCGCAGCAAAUUGGUCUGCAGUUUAUUGCGAUCAUCAUUGGAUGUGUUCUUGGUGAGCAGGUCAGUGGACCGAUGUCUGACUGGUUCCUUCAUCGUCUGCGUCAAAAAAGAGGCCACUCAUGCCCGGCUGAUCGUCUCUGGUUAACUUACAUUGCGUUCGCGACGAUAAUUGCCGGCUUAUUGACUUGGGGAUUUCAAUUGCAACACGCUACAACCUGGAAUGUUACCCCUUGUGUGGGGGCUGCCAUUGCCAGUUUUGGAAAUCAAAUGCAGACCACACUUCUGACAACAUUUGCGGUGGAAAGCAAGAAGGAUAGAGCCGCAGAGGUUGGAAUAUUUGUUAAUAUCUGCCGUCAAAUUUAUGGCUUUCUUGGUCCUUUUUAUUUCCCGGACAUGUUCGCCGCUGUGGGACUAGGAGGGGCUGCGGGCGUCAUGGUUGCCAUUAUCGCCGCAUCUGCCUUGCUACCCAUCAUCGCGGUGCACUCUGCGGCCACUCGAACAGAUAUACAUCGGAAGUAG